CCAAAGCCAUCAAUUUUCCCCCCACAAAAGGACACGUCAGCUAGGCCACUCUCCAUAUCUAACAUUCACAAGCCACAAGAAGAAAGAGGAGCAGAGAAAACAGUAAUGGCUUCAACUGCAUGCUUCUUGAACCCCAAUGUACUCUCUACUAGUACCAGAUCAUCAUCUCAACGUUAUGCGCCAUCGUUCAAGCCUAGCCACUUAGUUUGCCGCGCCCACAAACAGGAUGAUGACAACAAUUCUUUUCCUAUCUCUCGUAGAUUGGCUCUCACCAUCCUAAUUGGUGCUGCUGCUAUAGGCUCCAAGGUUUCCCCUGCCGAUGCAGCCUACGGCCAAGCUGCUAACAUUUUUGGGAAGCCAAAGGAAAACACAGAUUUCUUGCCCUAUGAUGGAGACGGAUUCAAGUUAUCAAUUCCCUCAAAGUGGAAUCCAAGCAAAGAAAGAGAGUUCCCUGGUCAGGUUCUGAGGUAUGAGGACAAUUUUGAUGCCACCAGCAAUGUAUCUGUUAUGGUAACCUCUACUGACAAGAAAUCUAUCACCGACUAUGGUUCUCCUGAAGAGUUCCUCACCAAGGUGGACUAUCUCCUAGGAAAGCAAGCCUACUUCGGAAAAACUGAUGCAGAGGGUGGAUUUGAUGCCAAUGCUGUGGCAACUGCAAACAUAUUGGAGACAGACACCCAAGUUAUUGGUGGAAAAAAGUACUAUUUCUUAUCUGUGCUGACGAGGACGGCUGACGGAGAUGAGGGCGGCAAACACCAACUGAUCUCAGCCACAGUGUCUGAUGGGAAGCUAUACAUUUGCAAGGCUCAAGCUGGAGACAAGAGAUGGUUCAAAGGUGCGAGGAAAUUUGUGGAGAGCACAGCAAGUUCAUUCAAAAUUGCUUGAUAUGGGAUGUGGAUUAUUUGUAUGUAAUUUCACUUAUAAAUAUGAUCUUUGAUGAAUUGAGUUGUUCAAAACUUGGAGAAAGCUAAUAUGGAUAAUUCAGCACUAUUUUUGCACA
Olea europaea var. sylvestris is the source of this 1000-nucleotide messenger RNA. RefSeq names its product oxygen-evolving enhancer protein 2, chloroplastic-like. The record is from RefSeq and is a predicted model, not a curated record. Gene Ontology annotation, molecular function: calcium ion binding. Gene Ontology annotation, cellular component: photosystem II oxygen evolving complex; photosystem II; extrinsic component of membrane. Bases 106 to 885 code for a protein of 259 amino acids. Lineage: Eukaryota; Viridiplantae; Streptophyta; Magnoliopsida; Lamiales; Oleaceae. The transcript has 4 exons. Gene Ontology annotation, biological process: photosynthesis.